Messenger RNA from Toxotes jaculatrix (banded archerfish), 1198 nucleotides. RefSeq lists its product as uncharacterized. The record is from RefSeq and is a predicted model, not a curated record. Gene Ontology annotation, biological process: S-methylmethionine cycle. The transcript has 8 exons. The coding region runs from base 170 to 1147 and encodes 325 amino acids. Gene Ontology annotation, molecular function: zinc ion binding; S-adenosylmethionine-homocysteine S-methyltransferase activity. Lineage: Eukaryota; Metazoa; Chordata; Actinopteri; Toxotidae.
ACAACAACAGUCUGAAAAGUAACCUGGAGUAUGUACUUUGCUUGUACUUUAUUAUACUUCAUGUCGUAGGCGUUUUAAGCAGUCUGAGCUCAUAGUUAUAUCCUGUGGACUGUGUGUGAACAAAAGUCUUGGGCAGAACGUCAGUGCCUCUCAAAUAAAGCUUCUCUCCAUGGGUUCUCGUCUAAGACCUUACAUGACUGAUUAUGGACCUUUGAUUCUCGACGGUGGCCUAGCAACCGAGCUGGAAGCGCAAGGAACUAAUUUACAGGGAGAUCCGUUGUGGAGCGCCAGGCUUUUGCAAACUAAUCCUCAGGCCAUAAGAGAUGCUCAUUACAGGUUCCUCCUCAGUGGUGCUGAUGUGAUCACCACAGCUACAUACCAGGCAAGCAUUGAAGGAUUCAUCGCUCAUCUGGAUGUGAGCUCUGAAUGUGCCAGAGAGCUGCUGAUGUCUGGAGUUCAACUGGCCAAAGAGUCAGUAAACAGAUUUGUCUCUGACAGCCGUCCAACAGAGCAGAGACGUCCUCUGGUGGCAGGCUCUGUUGGACCAUACGGGGCUUUUCUGCACAACGGCUCAGAGUACACUGGGGCCUAUGCAGAGGAGAUGAGUGUUGAGGAGCUUAAAGUUUGGCAUCGGCAGCAGGUUGAUUGCUUAGCAGCAGCAGGAGCUGAUCUCGUCGCUUUUGAGACCAUUCCAAGUCUCAAAGAGGCGGAGGCUCUGGUGGAACUGCUGAGAGAGUUCCCAAACUCUAAAGCCUGGCUCUCCUUCUCCUGUAAGGAUGGGAGGUGUAUAUCAGACGGCAGCCUGUUCACAGAUGCAGUGCAGAUUGCUAACAGAUCCAUGCAGCUGGUCGCUGUAGGGGUGAACUGCUGUCCUCCAGCCCUGGUGGAACCGCUGCUGGACUCUGCCAGGUCCCUGCUGAGCCCAGACUUGAGCUGGGUGGUGUACCCUAACAGUGGAGAGGAGUGGGACACCGAGCAGGGGUGGCUGACAUCAGGGAAGACAUCAGCAUCCAUACCUGAACUCUGUCAUACGUGGAUGAAGCAAGGCGCUGCUUUGAUCGGAGGCUGCUGCCGUAUCGGUCCUGCUCACAUUACAGAGUUACGACAACAGUUAAAAGGACGUUGCUCUCCUGCCUCUGCAGUGUGACUGGACUGAAAGUGUAAUGGUGAUUGUUCUCAGGAAAGACUUCGUCUUCCA